Molecule: messenger RNA, 333 nt
Organism: Meleagris gallopavo (turkey)
Lineage: Eukaryota; Metazoa; Chordata; Aves; Galliformes; Phasianidae
Source: RefSeq, a predicted model, not a curated record
UGUGUCACCCCUGUGGAGAGAAAGUGCCAGCUCAGCGGGCUGUGGAGGAACGAACAGGACUCACUGAUGGAGAUUUCGGCACUGGCGGAUGAUGGAGGCUUCCAAGGCGAGUACCUCACCCAAGUGACCCUUGCUGGUGGCUGUACACGCAUCUCUCCCCUGAGGGGAGCCCAGCAGCAGCCCAGUGAGGUGGCAUGGCCCACCUUUGCCUUCACCGUAUGGUGGGACACAUUCUCCAAUGCCACCACUGCCUUUGCUGGGCAGUGCUUCGUGGAUGCAAGUGGCAGGGAGAUGCUGAGCACCAUGUGGCUGCUGCGUGAAGCUGUUGGGUCC